This is a messenger RNA of Caenorhabditis briggsae, 291 nucleotides long. NCBI's taxonomy places the organism in Eukaryota, Metazoa, Nematoda, Chromadorea, Rhabditida, Rhabditidae. The record is from RefSeq and is a predicted model, not a curated record. Bases 1 to 291 code for a protein of 96 amino acids. The transcript has a single exon.
AUGAAAAUUGCCAGAAGACGACGUUGUCAGGAAAGAGCCAGAAGGAGAAAAAUGAGAAAAACUCAACACGAGCUGAUAAUGUUAAAGGCGCGCGACACGAUGCUUCACUGUCAACGGACCGCCCGUGUAUGUAUUGAAGUACAAGUGCUGAAUGUGAUACGGAAGGCUGAACGAAGACGGCAGAAGAUGGAGUUGGAAUUAAUGGAACAGGAAUUGUUAAAGGCGUUGGGAUUGAGUGAGAAUUCGGACGAGAAGAAAAUCGAGGAGUUGCCACCGGAAAAGAAAUUUUGA